GUGACCUCAACCGCUCGGCUGUCCGUGCAGUCAAAGUAAGUAGCAGCAGGAGAGUGUAGUUUUACAUUGCUAAGCCUUCUACACAGCUUCUUAAAGCAAAUACGAAUGGGUAUCCAUUUUAUCUGUUUCCCAUCAUCAGAGCAAUUAUAUACCAGUUAGUUCUGCUUGCACUUUAUGGGUUUUUAAUUCAGUGCCAAGUCAGACAUGGGUAGAACAAUAUGUGUGAUAGUUAUAGUUGUCUUCAAGGCUGUUUUCGUCAGUACUGGAGAUUACCCAGCGUUUAUGGAUGAAGAUGAUAUCCGGAGCAUGGGGUUGGGUAGAAACCCAUAUAAUCCCAACCCCCACCACAGAGCGCCUCACCACGAGUCUACUGCUACGGGGAGGUAUAAUUUCCACCCAAAUGGUUAUAAACUGGAUCCUUACGGCAACUUUCAACAUCCAGACAACAUGCCUUAUAACGGGUUACCUCCGCAUCGAGUGCGCCUUAACCAGAAUGUACAAAGGGGUAACCCUGCUGAUCAAAACAUCGUCGAGAUGGUGGCUGAAGCACAGAUAGAAGAGCCUUUCCCUGAAGAUGAUGGGAUACCAAAUCCGAAUGAUGCAAAGGAACUUGACGCAUUGCCAGAGAGGUUAAGUGAAGCCAAAAAGUGGGGCGAGUUUCGUACUCUUUUGGCUGCAGAAAACGACCAAUUCCAACCAGGCGAAGUUAUGAAAGAUUGGGAGGAGGAUGCUCACAGAUGGGCAGCAUAUUCAAAGCAUUUAUUAGUAAGAUCAGCGUAUGAAAAAAAGAAAGCAGCUCGUCAAGGGGCCACUCCAGCGCCAUUGGGAAAACCUAACAUCGGAAUGAAUGCUUACUGGAGCCCUGAUUCAUAUGCGAGGGCACCUUCAGGCAGACGGAUGGACUCACGUAGACAAGGAUUCUCACCGUUUCAGGACAAUAUUGAAGGCCCACUGGGACACGAACUGCCACCUCACAGAGGCAUGGGUCAUCGAUAUAACCCACACUACGGAAUGGGACUAGGAGCCAGCAAACCAGUAGCUAGAUCAGGAGGCUCCGAUUACUUCGCUACUGGAAAUGGAGAUGAGGGAAUGCCCUUUUUAAAUUACGGAGCCUUUAACAACGGUGAUCUACAAAGACAUAUGCCAGGUUUCCCGAGAGCCAAUGGAGGCAAAGAUGGUGAUUCGUCUGAAAGCAACGUGGCCCUCUCAGGGAAAAUACCAGGACCGGGGUCUGAGAAAGAUUACCCGAAUGGCUACAAAGUACCAAUGGCUGGAGGUGAAGGAUUUCCAAAUGACAUGAAUCCUGGGCCAGAUCCCGCGUUUACGGGAGGCAAUUACCCGCAAGCUAAAAGGAUGGGAGGACCGGGUAUGGGUAUGGGUAAUAUACCUCCACCGCCAAACGUACCACAGCCUGGUGCAACACCAGAACCUGAGGAUUACCCAUCGGCCCUCCGAAUGGGUAACAUGCCUGGACCUGGUUCGGAAAAAGAUUACCCUAAUGGUUACAGACCGUCUCUGAGUCGUCCACCUGGAAUGGGCGGUAUGGGUAUGAGACCCCCCGGAAUGGGACCUCCUGGAAUGGGACCACCCGGAAUGGGACCACCCGGAAUGGGACCCUCCGGUAAGGGACCCCCUGGAAUGCGACCUCCUGGGAUGGGACCCCCUGGAAUGAGACCUCCUGGCAUGGGACCGCCUGGAAUGAGACCUGGUAUGGGACCGCCUGGAAUGAGAAAUCCUGGUAUGGGAGGAGGGGGUCCAGGGAAAAACGGAGGCCCAGGUCGUGGUCUCCCGCCCGGUUUCGUCAGCCAGUUUGACCGCCAGCCAGUCAGGGGUCCAGGUGGACGUAACAGGAAGGGUCCCAAAGGCCCUCCAGGAUUUCCAACUGGAAACCUUUUGAUGAAUUUAGCAAACAAGAAAUUGGAGGAAUUGAAUCAGGCAGAAACACUCAGAAAUAAAACGAUCGAAAUGCAAAGAACAACAACUGAACAUCAACUCACAAGAGAAGAACUUAUAAGGCGUCUGCGACAGUAUGAUGAUUUUAAAGCACCUAUACGUUGGGUGAAAUUUCAUUCUCCAGACACGCGCGACGGACUCGCCAGAGUGACGGAUCAAAAAACUCACCAAAAUCAACAGUUUAUAAUUGAAGGUGAAUUGUAUGUUCCCGUCGUGGACGAGAGUAUGUCUAGGCUGGGGUGGACGACAGAGUCUUACAACGAGACGUCGUCUACAGAAAAAGCUGUCAUCAAUGAUGAGGCUGCUCUCAGGGUUGUUAUGAGGACCAUGAACAUCACUCUGACUGAUCAAAGAGAUUGGCUUGUGUACGAAACCAUUAUGGGUUCAAGGGCUCAGCGUGAGAAAGAGUGUGACGGAGAAAAUUGUCAGGCAAGGUGCACCAGAGUGGGAUGUGACACGGUGUGUCGAGGAGAUACAUGCGGUUCAGGGUGUGUAGGUGCGAAUUGUCAUACUCUUUGUUCAGGACCAGGAUGUAAUGCAAUGUGCAUCGGCGAUCAUUGUGUAGCAAAGUGCGAUGGCAUAAGUUGCGAGGCGCGGUGUUAUGGCCAGGAUUGUGAAGCAGAGUGCCAAUCACUCUCAUGCAUGAAGACUAGAAAUGGCGCGUACCAAGGCAGCACGAGAACUUGGAACGACAUGUACCCUCAGGAAGGCGAGUACGGCCCGGAAGGGCCCGCGCAGCAGGGUCCAGGAGCCUAUGACGAAGGGCAAGAUGAUUACUACGGAUAACUUACAAAAAUAGAAUUUGUUUUUUAUUUUCCUGAAGAUCCUUGGCAUAUAGGACUCCAAAAUUAAGAGUUUUUAUUUCAAGGUUGUUUUCCAGGCACUUUCAAAACGUGAUAUAGACUUUAGGUGCACGUAUCCGUCUCAUACACAAAACCUCUAUAUUGCAGAGGUUAAGUCUAUCUGGACCGCCUACCGCCUCUUUCAAGAGUAGCAUUAAGAU
Molecule: messenger RNA, 2956 nt
Organism: Trichoplusia ni (cabbage looper)
Lineage: Eukaryota; Metazoa; Arthropoda; Insecta; Lepidoptera; Noctuidae
Product: collagen alpha-1(III) chain-like
Exons: 34
Coding region: 205-2739 (844 amino acids)
Source: RefSeq, a predicted model, not a curated record